AUGGGUGAACGCAAGAGCCGGGCCUCUCCAAAAUUGAACAAGGAUCAUUCCAGCUCCAGGAAGAUGAGUUCUUCGUCCUCAACUACUCCAACUGCCGCUAUCGUGCGAUGUCCAGCAUCGACCCUCCGCCGACUGCGCCAUCUUAAAGACCGUGAGGUUGUCACCCUCUUCACGCCAGUGGUCCCGCACCCGCCGUCAACGACCCUCGCAAAAGAUAUGGACCCUUUUGAGCCGCUAGGUAGAGCGCUGCCAGGACUGGUCCGUCAUGUCCCAUACCGUCUGGAUAUCGGAAUGACGGAAACGCAUCGAGACCAUCUUUCGUCCGCAGGCGCCAUCUUCGUGGUGGUGUGUGCCACUGAAAACAUCACCAGCCGCAACGCCGGAGCUCUGGAGAAACAAGCCAGGUUCGCCAGUGACUUGCAAAACAAAGUACAAACCAGCUCGGAUCUUGCAAAUGUCCCCGUUGUUGUACUAUUGGUCACGAAUGGUGCCGCUCGCUACAGCCACGAAGAGGCGUUGAAGGCCUUCCCGGUACUCGUCACCUGCGAAGACUACACACCUAGACCAUUGCAGGGAGCUGUGCACAGGAUAUUCGGGAAGUGA
Messenger RNA from Westerdykella ornata, 603 nucleotides. RefSeq lists its product as uncharacterized. Lineage: Eukaryota; Fungi; Ascomycota; Dothideomycetes; Pleosporales; Sporormiaceae. The transcript has a single exon. The record is from RefSeq and is a predicted model, not a curated record. The coding region runs from base 1 to 603 and encodes 200 amino acids.